GGGAGGCUACUGGCAGCUGUGCUUAAGGCUGGACUCAUCGCCUGAGCCGUGAGGGGAGCCCUGAGGAGCCCCGGACGACGUGAGUGAGUCAACUCCCGCAGUUCUGAGAGCGAAUCACCCGGGCCUGCGAGCCAGGAGAUUUCUGAAGUGUGAGGUAUCUCUCCGCGACCCGUACUGUCACUGCAGCCGCGGAGCGCUGAGCCCUCAGCCAGGAGGCGCGGCUGUUCGGCCCCAGGCCCUGGCCUCCGUAAUGAGAGCCCCGAGCUACUCUCUGUCCCGCAGCCUCGCAGAUUCCUGUAGGCAAUGGAAACUGAUCUCAAUUCCCAAGACAGGAAGGACCUGGACAAGUUCAUUAAGUUUUUUGCCCUCAAGACUGUCCAAGUGAUUGUCCAGGCUCGACUUGGUGAGAAGAUUUGUACUCGUUCAUCUUCAUCCCCAACGGGUUCAGACUGGUUCAACCUAGCAAUCAAGGACAUCCCAGAGGUUACACAUGAAGCAAAAAAGGCACUGGCAGGGCAGCUGCCUGCUGUCGGGAGGUCUAUGUGUGUGGAGAUCUCACUCAAGACUUCUGAGGGAGAUUCCAUGGAGCUGGAAAUUUGGUGUCUUGAAAUGAAUGAAAAGUGUGAUAAAGAAAUCAAAGUUUCCUACACCGUAUACAACAGACUGUCCUUGCUGCUGAAGUCUCUCCUUGCUAUAACUAGGGUGACACCAGCCUACAGACUGUCCAGAAAACAAGGACACGAAUAUGUCAUAUUGUACAGAAUCUAUUUUGGGGAAGUUCAGCUGAAUGGCUUAGGAGAAGGCUUCCAAACAGUUCGUGUUGGUACAGUGGGCACCCCUGUUGGCACCAUCACUCUUUCUUGUGCUUACAGAAUUAACUUGGCAUUCAUGUCUACCAGGCAAUUUGAGAGAACCCCACCUAUCAUGGGGAUUAUCAUUGAUCACUUUGUGGACCGUCCCUAUCCCAGCUCCUCGCCUAUGCACCCCUGCAGUUACAGAACUGCUGGUGAGGACACUGGAGUUACAUAUCCAUCUGUGGAAGACUCUCAGGAAGUGUGUACCACCUCUUUUUCCACCUCCCCUCCAUCUCAGUGUGUGUUUACUGUCACAAAGGCACAUUUUCAGACCCCUACUCCUGUGGUGACGGACACUCUGAGGGUCCCCAUGGCAGGACUGACCUUUUCCCAUCAACUCUCAAGCUCUCGCCUUUCCUAUCAGCCUGCUGCCCUGGGCAUUGGAUCAGCUGACCUGGCUUAUCCAGUAGUGUUUGCUGCUGGCUUAAAUGCUACACACCCUCACCAGCUAAUGGUUCCUGGGAAAGAAGGCGGGGUGCCCCUUGCUCCCAACCAGCCUGCCCACGGUGCCCAGGCUGACCAGGACAGAUUGGCAACCUACACCCCUUCUGAUGGGGCCCACUGUGCUGCCACACCUUCCAGCAGCGAGGAUACUGAAACUGUAUCAAACAGCAGUGAAGGACGGGCCUCCCCCCGUGAUGUCCUCGAGACUAUCUUUGUCCGGAAAGUGGGAGCUUUUGUCAACAAACCAGUCAACCAGGUGACCCUGACCAAUUUAGACAUCCCCUUUGCCAUGUUUGCUCCCAAGAAUUUGGAGCUGGAAGGUGCUGAUCCCAUGGUGAAUCCUCCAGAUUCCCCAGAGACUGGAUCUCCUCUCCAAGGCAGCCUCCACUCUGAGGGCUCCAGUGGGGGCAGCAGUGGCAAUACUCACGACGACUUUGUGAUGAUCGACUUCAAACCAGCUUUUUCUAAAGACGACAUUCUUCCAAUGGACUUGGGGACCUUCUAUCGUGAAUUUCAGAACCCCCCUCAGCUGAGCAGUCUCUCCAUAGACAUUGGGGCACAGUCCAUGGCUGAGGACUUGGACUCAUUACCAGAGAAGCUGGCUGUGCACGAGAAGAAUGUCAGAGAAUUUGAUGCCUUUGUAGAAACCCUGCAGUAA
Messenger RNA from Orycteropus afer afer, 1956 nucleotides. The record is from RefSeq and is a predicted model, not a curated record. NCBI's taxonomy places the organism in Eukaryota, Metazoa, Chordata, Mammalia, Tubulidentata, Orycteropodidae.